This is a messenger RNA of Knipowitschia caucasica, 267 nucleotides long. Lineage: Eukaryota; Metazoa; Chordata; Actinopteri; Gobiiformes; Gobiidae. The record is from the annotation of a GenBank genome assembly.
AUGGGUCGAAGGACUGUUACCGGAGGAGGCGUUAAAGGCAGGGGGGGGGGGGGGGGGGGGGGGGGGGGGGGGGGGGGGGGGGGGGGGGGGGGGGGGGGGGGGGGGGGGGGGGGGGGGGGGGGGGGGGGGGGGGGGGGGGGGGGGGGGGGGGGGGGGGGGGGGGGGGGGGGGGGGGGGGGGGGGGGGGGGGGGGGGGGGGGGGGGGGGGGGGGGGGGGGGGGGGGGGGGGGGGGGGGGGGGGGGGGGGGGGGGGGGGGGGGGGGGUAG